Messenger RNA from Tripterygium wilfordii, 1982 nucleotides. Its product is annotated as transcription factor bHLH60. Gene Ontology annotation, molecular function: protein dimerization activity; DNA-binding transcription factor activity. The coding region runs from base 482 to 1609 and encodes 375 amino acids. Gene Ontology annotation, cellular component: nucleus. Gene Ontology annotation, biological process: regulation of DNA-templated transcription. Lineage: Eukaryota; Viridiplantae; Streptophyta; Magnoliopsida; Celastrales; Celastraceae. The record is from RefSeq and is a predicted model, not a curated record. The transcript has 7 exons.
AAUUUGGAGUCGGGGUCCACCAGCUUUGAACUAGCUGAGGCCAAAACUUAAUUUUUGAAGCCAUUUAACUCGUUUACAGGCCCACUGGGCCACCGCUGGACCAAACUCAACCAUAAUAAAGUGGGCCGAGAAAAGCAUAUUUUAACAAAGAAACCGAAAGGAAGAUAAAAAGCCCGUAUACCUCAACGAACUGUGCAGUUAAACCAGUACAUGUCUGGUCCACUUUCUCUCCCAUAAUAAUUAAACAGGCACCCCACACUCGGCAACGUUGCUUUCUCUGUACUUCAAAUGGCCGAUAAGAAAUAGCCAUUGGAGCACCUUCUCUGCAAUCUCCAAACGCAUAGACUCAAACCACCACACCCCUGCCAUAAAUUCUACUCUACCUCAUUUACCCGUUUCAAUCUUCAAAAUCGCUUUCAUCGUCAUUACUGGACUCAAUUUGAUUGAAUUGACAGUGUUUGUUAACUCGUGUUUUCCCAUUAUGCUGCCAGUUGAAAAAUCUGGAGCUAGAUCCAGCCCUGAAAGACCGGAGCCAGACUAUACGGCGCUGGAUUCUCUGCAAUUCAGAGAAGAAAUCCAGCAAUUGAUGAGCGUACCACCAGAAAACGCGAGUUCCUUCACUGCUCUCCUCGAGCUACCGCCCACUCAGGCCAUGGCGCUUCUCCACUCGCCGGGAACCGGCGAAUCUUCGGCAGUCCCUGCGUCUAGCAAGAAGCCUGUUAUUGAGGACGGUAUAAAACCGUAUCCACAUGGUAAUUUGACGCUUCCAACAACCACUACUCUGAUCGAGGGCGCCGCGAGAUUCUCCGUAUUCGCCAGAGAGAACCACACACCCGAAUUGAGCUGCGUGCCAUCUAAUUCCAGCGCGAAUCUCGAGAAAGCGGUGAAGAACGAGCCGGCCGACACCGAAUCGUACCCCAAUUUGUCGCAGCCGCUGGUCUCCGAACCGACGGUGGGGAACAAAAGCCAGAAGCAGAGCCCGAAUCAGACCCAGAGGUCGGUGAAGCGAAAGGAACGAGAGAAGAAGGGCAAAGGGUGUGCCAAAAAGAGCAAGAGCGCCGCAAACGAGGGUUCCGAUGAUGCAGAGAAGCUUCCUUACGUGCACGUUCGUGCCCGUCGUGGUCAAGCCACCGACAGCCACAGUUUAGCUGAAAGAGCCAGGAGAGAGAAGAUAAACGCCAGAAUGAAGCUACUGCAAGAGCUGGUCCCCGGCUGCAACAAGAUUUCUGGUACAGCAUUGGUGCUAGAUGAAAUCAUCAACCAUGUACAAUCUCUACAGCAUCAAGUGGAGUUUUUAUCUAUGAAGCUGGCAGCGGUCAACCCUAGAAUUGAUUUCAACCUUGACAGUAUAUUGACUGCAGAAAGUGGAUCUGUAAUGGAUAAUAACUUUCCGAACAUGGUUAUGCCUUUGAUGUGGCCUGAAGUCCAGGUCAAUGAAAACGGACUACAGUCCCAACCGCAAUGGCAUUUUGAUGCUAUUCACCCACCAGUUUGGGGGAGAGAAGAAGACAGUCAUAACUUCAUUAAUUCUGAGAACUCACUUCUGACCUAUGACUCCUCUGCAAAUUCAGCAUCUCUGCACUCGAAUCAUUUGAAAAUGGAGCUAUGAAGCCACGGAUGGAACAACCAUUGGUAGUGUAUAUAUCAAAUAUAGUAUUUGCAGAUAGCAAGAUGUAGCUAGAGAAGAGGCGUCAACAUUAGUACUUGGUUUUCGUCGUAAUCUAUUCAUUCAGCUGGAGACAAGAAAUUGGAGUAAGUUAUAUAUAUGAUUUAUAUGUUUUCUAUAUAUACUAACUUUAGAGAGUCAUUCAAUCCAAUACUCAGGUUUGCAAAAUGAUUGAUUGGUUGAUUCAUAUUGUAAAAUAGCAUUGAAAGAGCCAUCUCCUUUGCUAUUAUUGAAGAUGGUAACUUCAUUGUUAUGCCAGAGACUAAGCAAAGAGCUUUUUGUUGUGAUGAAUAAAUGAGUAACUUAUUUUUAUUUA